This is a messenger RNA of Dunckerocampus dactyliophorus (ringed pipefish), 3780 nucleotides long. Its product is annotated as LIM/homeobox protein Lhx1-like. The record is from RefSeq and is a predicted model, not a curated record. Bases 410 to 1615 code for a protein of 401 amino acids. Gene Ontology annotation, molecular function: DNA-binding transcription factor activity, RNA polymerase II-specific; RNA polymerase II transcription regulatory region sequence-specific DNA binding. Gene Ontology annotation, biological process: neuron differentiation; regulation of transcription by RNA polymerase II. The transcript is spliced from 5 exons. Gene Ontology annotation, cellular component: nucleus. Lineage: Eukaryota; Metazoa; Chordata; Actinopteri; Syngnathiformes; Syngnathidae.
ACGAAUGACGAGGUUGAGCACACCGACGGCAUCCUGUUGUUGUUUUUCACCUUUUCCAGACGCCAUCCGGGAUAUUCUGACACGCCACGUGGGUGCAAGCUUUCCGUACCUCCGCAUGGGAGCACCUUGAUGGGCCCGCCAGGUCUUUUAGGGCUUUCCUGCUGAUGAUGCUGCUGCACGAAUGACCUGUUGUUUGGAGCUGCUGCUCGUGUGUGGAUUGCUUGGUUUUCUUCUUGGAUAAAUAUUCACCUUGACUUGGAUGCAAAGGCAAUCCCUGGAUGAGAACGCCGAGGUGACGAGGAGACUGGAAUAAACGUCAAACACUGCCCGUGUGUGUGUGUGUGUGUGUGUGUGUGUGUGUGUGUGUGUGUGCGUGUGUGUGUGUGUGUGUUGGAAUUAAAUCCACGCGAUGAUUCAGUGUGCAAAUUGCGAAAAGCCAAUUCUAGACCGGUUCUUGCUGAAAGUUCUGGACCGACCUUGGCACAUUCAGUGCGUGCAAUGCUGCGACUGCAAAUGCACGUUGACAGAAAAGUGCUUUUCCCGGGAAGGAAGACUCUACUGCAAGAAUGACUUCUUUAGGAGGUUCGGGACCAAGUGUGGAGGAUGCUCCCAGGGGAUUCUCCCCAGCGAUCUUGUCCGCAGAGCCAAGAGCAAAGUGUUCCACCUCAACUGCUUCACUUGCGUCAUGUGCAACAAGCAGCUGUCCACCGGAGAGGAGCUUUACAUCCUGGACGAAUUCAAGUUCGUUUGCAAGGAGGACUACCACAACAGCAGCAACGCCAAGGACGCCAUCCACCUCUCAGUGACAACAUGCAGCGAGCCCAGUUUGUCUCCGGACUCGCAGGACCUGCAGCAGGACGACGGCAAGGACUCGGAACCGGGCCAUUUGUCGGAUAAAGACGUGUGCCCCAACGAGAACGACGAGCAGGGCGCCGUGGGGAAGAGACGCGGCCCUCGGACCACCAUCAAGGCCAAGCAGCUGGAGACCCUGAAAGCGGCUUUUGCGGCCACACCGAAGCCCACGAGACACAUCAGGGAGCAGCUGUCGCGGGAGACCGGUCUCAACAUGAGGGUCAUCCAGGUGUGGUUCCAAAACCGGAGGUCCAAAGAGAGGCGCAUGAAGCAGCUGAGUGCCCUGAGUGCCAGGAGACACAUGUUCUUUCGCAGCCCCAGAAGGAUGAGGUCUUUGGGGGAGAGGAUGGACACUCCAGAGCUUGGACAUUUCUCCUACUAUGGAGAUUAUCCUCCUGAAUACUACGGCCAAGGCGGGAAUUACGAGUACUUCCAAGGCCCGCCGUCAUCCCAGGCUCAGACACCAGCAGACUUGGGAUUCGUGCCCUCCGCCGUCCCCGCUGGCACCCCACUGGGGGCCAUCGAGCACCGCCACCCCGGGCACCACUGUCCGGGAGAGGUGCAGUGUUUCCCCGACCCGGUAGUCCACCAUCCCAUGAACUCGCCCAGUCCGGAGCCCAGCGGACCGGGCUCAAUGCACAGCAUCUCCAGUGAGAUGUGUGGGCCCGGCACCCCUUUCACCGCCGUCACCCUCGGCGAUAACGGAUACACCAACCAGCUGUCGCAGCCCUCGUCAGAGGUGAGCGAAGGAACUGUGUGGUAAAGACUAGCAUUUUCAAGGCAAAUCAGUAUUUAUUUCAUUGAUUGAUUGAUUUUAAUGUAUUUGUUUCUAUUUAAUGAACACGUACAUCUCUGUACAUGAAUGUGAUUGUCUGCAGGUGAUUGUAUUCAAAAUGGGACCUCACUGAUGGAGCAAUAAACGUACAUACAGACAUGCACUGGAAUGGUUGACUUUUUGGGGGUUUAGGGACCUCUCCAAAAAAUCAUUCUACAAUAAUAUGUAGGAUAUGCAUGUACACAUUUUUCAAAUUUAAAUCACCUUUCAGUAUUGAAAAAAACCAUCUCCAGACAAUGGUGAAGGUUUUAGAUUAUGAUUGUCACGUUCAUCGCAUUUGACCAAAAAGCUCUCUCAGGACUGUGAAGUUCUUUUUUUUCCCCAUUCUUCAUUCUGUGUGAAAACCUUCAAAAAGGAUUCAUGAAGUGUAUAUUUGGGGAAUAACGCUUUUAUAUACAGAAUGAUUGGGCUUUAAAGGAAAAGUGCACUUUUGGGGGGAAUGUCGCCCAUCACCCACAAUCCUUAUGUGGGACGUGAACACAUGUAUUUCUCUUUUCUGUGCAUUCUAAAGAUAUAAAAACGGGUAAAAAGAGGCAGGUAAUGAAUGCACGUCAUGUGACACACCUAUUGCGCCUAUGAAAACAUCUCCAACGUUACACCUAGUGUCAAAAACAAAAACACAGCAGCAGCGGCGGCAGCGCCACUAUGUAGCGUCACCUUUAGCUCAUGUGUGGUGAAGCUAGUCGCUAGCCGGCUAGUAGCUCGCCGCUGUGGCGUGGCGAGGUGUCACUGCGCCAGAAAGGUAGUUGUUGGGUGUAACAAUGUUUAUAACAAUAUGUACGUAUAUGUAUGCAUUCUGUACCGUAUUUUCCGGACUACAAGUCACACCUUUUUUCAUGGUUUGGCUGGGCCUGAGACUUGUACUCUGAAGCGACUUAUAUAUAUUUUUUUCACACUGACAGCCACGAGCGGACGCUGUAGGCUUGUGUGCCAGUUUCUGCUACUCCUAUCACUCCCGUACCACCGAAAAUGUACAAGGUAAACACCAGCUUAUAAAGACAAGUGAGAAAGAUCCUAGCGUGCAGAUUGCAAGUGCAAAUAAACUUGUGAUGUUGUUUAGGCUGAAUAACUAUAAUCUGAAUAAGUGUUACGUUAGCAGACGCCUAUUUAGCCUGUUCGCCAUGUUAUUGUUAUUAUUAUAACCUGCCUUUCAAGAUGAAAUGUCUGUUCUUAGGCUCUGAUUUUAUCAAAGACAUUUCCCCCCCAAAAUGUGACUUAUAGCCCAGUACGACUUACAUAUGUUUUCAACUUCUUCAUUGUGCAUUUUUGGCUGGUGCCACUCACACUCCAGAGAGACUUGUAGUCCAGAAAAUACGGUAAAAGGAGCGUUGCUUCAGAAGGCUUUACAGGCGGAAUAGGUGCGUCCCGUUACGUGCAUUCUUAGCUGCCUCUUUUUAGCUGUUUUUAUAUCUUUAGGACACACAGGAUGUGGAUGACCCCCCCCAAAAAGUGAACUUUUCCUUUAAGAAGAUGAGUUACUUUCAAUCUCAGUGUAUAAACGCUCAUGGAGAAGAAGAAAGCGAUUCAGAGGGAAAGUGUUAGAGCUGUGUUUUGUGUGUUGGCUUGCAGUGCUAGCUUGUAACUGGAAACACACACACACACACACGCACACACGCGCACACACACACACACACACACACAGCUGCCAAAUGGCUAAUUGUGUGAUUGUUGCGUCUGUGAUGUGGAGAUGCUUGUUGGAGAUAAGAUAAGGUGAUGUUGUUGACCAUUCACUGUACGAUGAAUAAAAUCCCAAUGAUUGUUAUUUGUACAAAUUCACUUUCCUCUUCAUUCAUUCCUUCAUUCAUUCAUUCAUUCAUCUGGUAAAGGUCAAUGUCAACAUGUUUGGAAGCUAGUUUUGUAUGUUUUGUUGUGUUAUUAUUAAAACUAAGUCAAAUAAAACCCACGUGGACACAAAAGAAAUAUUCUCUUCGCAAAGCCUAAAAUGAUUUGACGACGCCGCAGCUUGGAAAAAAAGAAAAGAAAGCUUUGCUUUGCUUGAUUAAAAAUGUCAGCGCCAGGCGCGGCUGCGGCGCUCAUGCACAAUUUAUGUUUGCCGGCCUGCUAUUUUUCUACCGGAGCGCGAGCCCGAAUGU